CGAGCGCUUUAAAUCCUCUUUACUUCCGCGUCUUCGCCAUCCCCACCGGCCACCACCACCACCUCGCCGGCCCAAUGGCCGCCAGCUCCGGCGACACCUGUGCCAGCGGAAGCGGCGGUGGGGGUGGUGAUGACAGCGCGUGCUCCACCCCCUUCGUCAGCGCGCCGUCCAGCCCCGCCCGCGACCCGUCGUUCUCCGCCGCCGGCUGCUUCUACAGCGCGCCGGCGAGCCCCGCGCGCGGCGGACCCGGCACCGGCGAUGAGUAUGGCUUCGAGCUGGGGCUCGACUUCAAUUUCGACUUCUCCUCGCGCUGCCCGUCGCCGGCGGCGGCCGCGAUGUCCUCCGCCGACGAGCUCUUCCACAACGGCCAGAUCCGGCCAAUGCAGCUCGCGUCCUUCCUCCUCCGCCCGCAGGCGCUGCCGCCGCUCAACGGAGACGUCUCCGAAGGCCGUCCGGCGCCGCCCCCGCCGCCGGAAGCGGAGGUGAAAGCGGCGCCGGCGGACGAGCGCAGCCGUUUCCGGAGCCGGUCAGUUCACCGCCGUUCCCGCUCCCUCUCCCCGUUCCGCACCCACUGGCUCUCGCCGUCGUCGUCGCCUGCUCCGGCGGCGAGCUCCGGCGAACCAGCGGCUGGGGAGGUGGCCCCGUCGGCCUCCCGGUCGUCGUCGUCCUCCUCGACGGCGUCCUCCGCGUCCUCCUCUUCAAGAAGCUGCCGCAGGUGGGGGUUCUUGAAGGACCUCCUCCACCGGAGCAAGUCCGACAGCGGCAAGCACCCACCUUUACCCUCUAAUCCGCCGCCGGCGCCCAAGAGGAAUCCCUCCCCGGCGGCGUCGCGAGGCCGCGGGAGGGCGAGGACGUCGGCGCACGCGCGCCUGUACGAGGCCCGGCGCGCGGAGGCGGAGGAGAUGCGGCGGCGCACGUUCCUGCCGUACCGGCAGGGCCUCCUCCUCGGCUGCCUGGGGCUCGGUUCCCCGGGCUACGGCGCCAUGCACGGCCUCGCCGCCGCGGCAGCGGCCGGCAAGUCAAGACCGUGACGCCCGCCGUCACCACUUCCACCUCCACGAAAGCCUCUCCUUCUCUUCCACCUCGAGCUGCUGUUCUUGGAGCUCAACUGUUCAUGGCUUAGCGCCUUAGCUUAGUGUUAAGUAUUGCAAUGUUAAUUACGAGCAAGUGAGUAGCUGGGAAAAAGGGGUUGACUUUUUUGUUGUACAGAAAAGGGAUCAGUGGGCUGUGUGAUCUCUGUUUGUAGUAUCUUAUGGUGAUGUAAUUUAAGUGUUGACUGCUGGAAAAGUUGGUCUUUUGAUGGUGAUUCUU
Molecule: messenger RNA, 1311 nt
Organism: Panicum virgatum (switchgrass)
Lineage: Eukaryota; Viridiplantae; Streptophyta; Magnoliopsida; Poales; Poaceae
Product: splicing factor, arginine/serine-rich 19-like
Exons: 1
Coding region: 75-1031 (318 amino acids)
Source: RefSeq, a predicted model, not a curated record